AUGCCGCUCCAGCUCCUGACCUCUCCUCCCGCCGCCUCCGGCUCCGGACGAGCUUCCGCCUCCUAUUUCCUCUUCUGGUAUUCGCAUAGUCGGUGCCACCACCGGGCGCAGGGGGUGAGCCAUACUCUCUCUCUCUCUCGCUCUAGCUCCUCUCAGUGUAUAUAUUUUAUCUUCGCUACUUCAGAUGAUCGGAUCCUUCUGGGCCCUGUUUUUUGCAGGCGUCUUCUCUCUUUUUGUCCCGCUUCCCGCGGAGGCUGUGCUCAAUGGCGGCCGAUUCGCCCAGAGCCAUGGUCACGAGCGCCGAGUCCCAGACGACCGGCUCCUCUGUCUGGUCCGGUAAUGGCUCCCUUCGCUUUGAGCUGCUAGCUCUACGAUCAUCCCUCCAUAAAACCUCCACAAAAUACCCUCGUUCCACAAUGCCCGACGCUUCAACCUGGACGUCGGAUUUUUCUUUUUUUAUUAUUAUUAUUUCUUAAAGGGUAAGACAUGUCAGAGUAAGCAAGUCCUCUUCAGGCUACCCUUUAAACUGCUCAUCUGUCUGGUAUGAGACAGAGAUAUGAAGGACUUGGAGGAUCUAUCUGUUCUGGGCGGCAUCCUUCUGCACUGGGUUGUGGGGUUUUUUGCAUCGGCCUCCAUAAGCAAUUCUGUGUUUAUUUCUCUGGCAAUCCUGAGGGAGCCCUUUUUUUUUUGUUUUGCUUCCCUCCUCUGCUCUGUUUGCAAUCUUCUUUCUCCUUGGGGUUUCAGACGAAAAUAUCUAUAUCUGUAAAAAUGUAUGUGAUGCUCUCUCUUCUCCUCGACUCGGAUUGCGUUCCAACACUGGAUUUGUGACGCUGUUCCUGGAGCUCUUCAACUCCGACAUGCAUUUUUCUUGGUGUUCUUGUCUGCCCAUAUUGCUCGGAUUGGAUAAUUGUACUGAUUUUAUUUUCUCCUUUGAUAGUUUCAUUGAAAAUGUACAUCAUUUUUUUUAUAAAAAAAGUACUUUUCUGGCUGAAAUGUCUAUUUAUGGCAUGCAUUUCGGUAACUUAUGAAGAGUGAUAGAUAUUUUCUCAGGUAAAAAAAAGAAAAAAAAACGUAGUGGAUGACUUGGUUUCUGAGUAAAUUACCUCCCUGCUAAAGUCUCCAUUUGUGAAUGGGUUCUUGUGUCUUGUUAGGUGGCAAACAAGCGUUGAUCUCACUCUCGGACAAAAGCGAUCUUGCCUUCCUCGGAAAGGGGCUUCAAGAUUUAGGGUGUUGAUCUCGGCACUAGCUCUUUUAUUUUCAUUUUUUUAUUUUUUAUUUUUUAUUUUUUUUAUCCACCUUUUGACGCCUCUAUUAUUCAAGUUACUUGAACAUGUUCUUGGUUGCAACCUGCAGGUACACAAUUGUUUCAACAGGUGGCACAGCAUCUGCCUUAGAAAAAGCUGGAGUUUCUGUGGUCAAGGUGGAAGAAGUUACCAAGUUCCCAGAAAUGGUGAGUUGGACUCGUUUUCGAUAAUACCCUCUCUUCUUUUUUUUUACAAUAUAUUGUAUUUUUUUAAUACAAAGAUUCUAUUUUUAGCACAACAAUUCUGUGCGUAUCAUAUCAAGGAUUUUACAUUCCCUGAGAAAUAAUGCGUUAACUUUCUUAGAACUAUGCUAGUUUAUGCCACAUUUAUAAACUUCACAUGUAAAUUGGAUAUGGUACCUGUUCUUGUGAGAAGCUGCAUUCGGUAUGAUAAUCUCAGCAUAUGAAUGAAGCAUCUACCCUUACAUGUGAAAAAUAUGGUACAUUCCUUAAAUCCUAUUUUAUCCAUCUUGGGUUUGCACCCGCUGCAUGUGGAUCAUAUAAUUCACUUAUAUGGGAUAUCAUCAUGUAAGUGAAGCAUUUUUUAGUCAUCCUAUCGAAUAAUUCACUUAAAGUGAUAUAUAUAUAUAUAUAAAUUAAAUAAUAAUAAUCUUCGGAGCAUGGGAUAUUUCUGAGCAAAGAACUGUGAUCCCUUUUGGUCUAUGUUUAUCUAAUCAUGGGGCAUCGACUCCUUGGGUUUUUCAGCUUGAUGGGCGUGUUAAAACUCUGCAUCCUAGCAUUCAUGGCGGGAUCCUUGCUCGAAGAGACCACAAUCACCAUAUGGAAGCCUUGGAAAAGCAUGGAAUCAGUGGGUCACAUCUCCCUUUCUCCAUUGAAAUAUCAUCAGGGCUGUGACUGGGUGACGAGAGUUGACCAAAGAUCCUUCCUUUUCUUUCACCUUCCCCUGCAGGCACUUUUGACAUUGUGGUGGUAAACUUAUAUCCCUUCUAUGAGAAAGUCACCUCAACCGGUGGAGUCUCAUUCGAGGAUGGGAUCGAGAACAUUGACAUCGGGGGGCCCACCAUGAUCAGAGCCGCCGCCAAGGUAUUGGCUGUGCGCCCUAAUCUCUCUUCACCGAAGUUCUCUGUACCGCUGACUCAUUUGGUUCACCUUUUGACAGAAUCACAAAGAUGUCCUGGUGGUCGUUGACCAUAAAGACUACCCCGAGCUCUUACAGUUCCUGCAGGGAAAGCAAGAUGGCGAGCAAUUCCGCAGGAAACUCGCAUGGAAAGCCUUUCAACACGUUGCUGCCUACGAUUCUGCAGUUUCAGAGUGGCUCUGGAGGCAAUCAGCAGGUGGUCAUCCAUCUUUUUCUUUCUCUCUGUAGCUUGGGGAUUGCAAUCUGGGCAACGCUCGUCUCAUGCUGUUCUUCGUGCUGUAUAGGUGAGAAGUUCCCUCCUGCCCUGACUGUGCCUCUCACAAGGAUAUCUACCCUCAGAUAUGGGGAGAAUCCCCAUCAGAAGGCCUCUGUUUAUGCCGAUGACAGCCUCUCCGUGGUGAAUGCUGGCGGCAUUGCUACUGCCAUACAGCACCACGGGAAGGUGAGCUUCCUCAGUACUCCAACUUCUACCCAUCACUUUUCAUGCCCAUGCUGGUAGUUUUGUCUGUGGAUGAGGAACAUGCAGUGUGAUAACAAAGCUCUAUCUAUCUGAUGUGGUACAGGAGAUGUCAUACAACAACUAUCUAGAUGCCGAUGCCGCGUGGAACUGUGUGUCAGAGUUCCGCAGCCCCACUUGCGUGGUUGUGAAGCACACCAACCCGUGUGGAGUUGCGUCAAGGGCCGACAUCCUCGAGGCCUACAGGUUAGCUGUGAGAGCAGACCCUGUCAGCGCCUUUGGCGGCAUAGUUGCCUUCAACACUGAGGUAGAUGAGGUAAGUCAACGGCAGAGAUGAUGAUGAUGAUGAUGAUAUGAAGAAGAACUAAGUCUCCUCACAGUGGAUCCACCCUCCUUUACACUGCCUUGAAGGACCUUGCUAGGGAAAUCCGGGAGUUCAGGAGCCCCACAGAUGGUGAGACGAGGAUGUUCUAUGAGAUCGUUGUGGCGCCCGGGUACACAGAGAAGGGCCUUGAGGUCCUCCGGGGGAAGUCAAAGACCCUGAGGAUCCUCGAGGCAAAGAAGGUUGAGAAGGGCAUGCUCUCACUGAGGCAGGUGGGUGGGGGCUGGCUGGCCCAGGAGUCAGAUGAUCUGGUCCCAGAGGAGAUCGAUUUCAAGGUGGUCUCAGAGAAGCAGCCGCAGGAGGGUGAGCUUCGUGAUGCAGAGUUUGCCUGGCUGUGCGUCAAGCACGUCAAGAGCAAUGCCAUUGUGAUAGCCAAGGUACGGUCCCCGUCAUCUCACCUCCUCUUAGAAGAAAGAAUUUGCUCUUCAAAAGGGUGGGUCAGUGUGACAAGAAGUAGACUAGACUAGUAGGCGACUUGUUGAAUCCGAGGAGGAAAUAAUUUGACCAAUUUGGUCAAAUCAUUUCUCAUUCCUUGCAUUUUUCCCAUGGGCGUUGACUAAAAUAGCUCUUUCUGCUGAGAUUCUGAUGCUUAUGUAUCAUUGCCUGCCUGCUUGUUCUUCACAUCUCUCUCUCUCUCUCUCUCUCUCUCUCUGAUGACCUCUGAUCCAUCUUGUGAAGAACAACUGCAUGCUGGGGAUGGGGAGCGGGCAGCCGAACAGGCUGGAGAGCCUAAGGAUCGCCUUCAGGAAGGCUGGACAAGAGGCCCAGGGAGCCGCCCUCGCCAGCGAUGCCUUCUUCCCAUUCGGUACCUUUGCUUCACUCAAUCAACUAAUCACAUCUCAUCCCAUGACUGUUCCUCUCUCUUCAGGUUGCUCCCAACUACUCAGAUCCACACCAGACCUAAGUUGGUCCUAUGCAGAAAAAAAAAAAAGCAUCUUCCCAUAUCCUAAUAGACUCAUAACAAUCUUCUGAAGAUCAGAAACCGUACCAUAUCAUCCAUGCAUGAUGACUGACUGUGGACUGAUUUUCAUGCUCAUCUUCGAUGCUGCAAAAAUGGCAGCAUGGAAAGACGCCGUGGAAGAGGCAUGCGAGAGCGGGAUCGGGGUCAUCGCCGAGCCCGGCGGCAGCAUCAGAGACCAGGACGCCAUAGACUGCUGCAACAAGUAUGGGGUGUCCCUCCUCUUCACUAAUGUCAGGCACUUCAGGCACUGA
Molecule: messenger RNA, 4453 nt
Organism: Spirodela intermedia
Lineage: Eukaryota; Viridiplantae; Streptophyta; Magnoliopsida; Alismatales; Araceae
Source: the annotation of a GenBank genome assembly